UUCUAUAUUAGUUACUUUAGUUAAUACUUCCCUACUCUGCUCAAGAAUGUAACUCUUAAAUCGUUACAACCUUGCGACUCGUUGUUUUGAGUAAGCCCCCGCUCAGAUGAAAUUUGUCCCUGAUGACACUUGAUCCAUGAGGAGUCCUUAUCAGCGGAACCUCCAGUUGCUGGGAACGACAACUACAACGACAACGACAACGAAAAUGGCUGUCUGCUUGCUUUGGCCCAAUCCCAGUAUUCUGGAGCAUCCUUAUCUGGCGUAUAACUCGACAAAAUGAAAGGGUCGCAAUGACAACUCAAUGAAAAAGUUAGGCAUGCAAACUAAGGACGCAGGCAGUGGAAGCAGCAGGAACAUGAAGUUUGAUAUCAUUAAAGGCCACUUAUGUGUCAAAUGCAACACAGCCGCAGCCGCAGCAGCAGUAGCAGUAGGCCGGGGCAGGACGACCAAGAAGUCGACGGCACACUUAAAUGUCAUUGAAAUUGAAGCUCACUUGACAAGUAAUGCUGGCGCAACAGACCCGCGCCCGCACUCUCAUUCUCUACCCACUCUCUCUCUCUCCCAACCCAACACACAUACGAGCAGGGGGGGGCGGGUCUGAGGAUGAACUUAAGUCAACUACACAAAAGCCCUGUCAGUAGACGCUGACAGCUCGCUUCGAGUCUGCCCCGCCUACGUAUGUGUAUAUCAGAGUUCUGGCUGUAUGAGUAAGUAUGUGCGGUGCAAUUUUCUAUCUUUUUAUGCGAGGUACUCUCGUACAGCAGAGGGUAUAUUG
Drosophila pseudoobscura is the source of this 775-nucleotide messenger RNA. RefSeq lists its product as uncharacterized. The transcript is spliced from 2 exons. The record is from RefSeq and is a predicted model, not a curated record. Lineage: Eukaryota; Metazoa; Arthropoda; Insecta; Diptera; Drosophilidae. The coding region runs from base 302 to 601 and encodes 99 amino acids.